This is a messenger RNA of Umbelopsis ramanniana AG, 2186 nucleotides long. RefSeq lists its product as uncharacterized. NCBI's taxonomy places the organism in Eukaryota, Fungi, Mucoromycota, Umbelopsidomycetes, Umbelopsidales, Umbelopsidaceae. The coding region runs from base 318 to 2102 and encodes 594 amino acids. The record is from RefSeq and is a predicted model, not a curated record. The transcript has 3 exons.
GCCUAAUUACGUUGUCGUUAUCACCGGCUCAAUGUAUCUUUCCUCCUGUCACAUAUGGAUGAAAAAGUCGUGAUGCAAGGCCAUUGGUAAUGUGUCUCAUCACAUCGUGACUGCCUAGAGCGUCAAAUUUUUGACUGACCCCUUGCCUUGCGUCAAGGCGUCGUUUUUUUUUCUGCCGGAAUUAUCCUUAUGGCUGAUGAACAACGCAGAAACGCCAAUGCUAACAGAGUAAGAGGUCCCACUUCUGCCCUUACAAGCUUCCUUCGAGUAAGUAUCUCGUUUCAAUCCCACUAUCCCAUAGCCUUUUACUUAUCUUCAUGUCUCAGGAACAUGGGAUCUCCGUCCGCAAUCGCCGCUUUGACAGACCAAGAAACGCUAAUGGCGCAGCAAAUGAUGAUGAACCUGACGAAAAUGCAGCAACCACGGACGACGCAUCCAAUACCGAAACUACAACGACAACAGUACAACAGACUACAGAAGAUACAACUGUGAAUAUACUAUAUACCCCGACUGUUGCGCAGCAAACUACCGCAAGUGCCACUCGGUCUUCCCGAUCGAGAGCCACCAAAGCUGCAAAAGCAGUCAAGGCUGCAAAAGGCACUAAAAGGAAGAAGAGAAAAGACGAUGAGGAUGAUGAGGAUGACUAUAUCGAUAGUGAUGAAGAUUUCUUACCUUUAGCCUCGUCCUCGACACCACGAGCGGGGUUCAAGGCUCGAGCUGGCAGAACCCGAGUGGAGUUCUGUUCUCAGUGCAAAUGCCGUUUUUCCAAGCUGGUCCUCCCUGGUAUGGAGGAAUCAUCUUCUUCUGCUCCACUAUUAUGUCCAUCCUGCGAAAAAGGAGAAACAAAGAAACCUGAACCUAAGAAAAGAAGACGCAUUGCUCGUAAUGGAGUUGUCAAAAAGAUCGGUAGCAAUGGUUACUUUGAAGUUGCUUCUCUUCAAGAUAUUUCCAUCAGAUUAAUAGCAAAAUACAUCGAAGAUGUGGAAGCUCUAGGCGAUAUUGGCACUAUCAAUAUGGACAAAAUAUGCAAAAUCAUCUCGAAAAACCGUAAACUUUCCAACGAAACUGCAAGACUUUUCUUAAACCCUAUGGAAACAGAGCUAUCGAUGUAUGAUUGCACAAACAUGACUGAUGAUGGUUUUAUCAACAUUGCACAAUUCUGUCAUCGUCUCGAACGCUUGAAACUAAUUUAUUGCGGUCGCAUGACGGAUGGUACUAUCUCGACCUAUGCUACUCACCUACAACAUCUCAAAUCCAUCGAAUUGGAUGGCCCCUUCCUUGUUACUAAUACAGCUUGGAAGAACUUCAUCACGUCCGUUGGUCCUCGUUUGGAAUCCUUCGCCCUGUGUGAAACGCCACGCUUCGACUUGGAUUGCCUCAAGGUCCUGGUUGAAAACUGCCCUAACCUGAAACAGCUUCGUCUAUCCAGAAUCGUUCCACUUCAAGAUGAAUGGUUACCCGUUAUUGGAAAACUGAAACAUUUGCAAACUCUUGAGAUUAGCUGGCCAUCGCCUAGCCAAACUAUUUCAACUUCUUCCAUGUGUGAACUCAUCAAGGCCGUCGGCGCGAAUUUACGAGAGCUCACCCUACAAUGCUGUGUGCGUCUCACUGAUGAGGUGUUGACUGAAGCUAUUCUACCCACUUGUAGCAAGUUGACGACCUUGAACCUAAGCGAGUGUGACGGGUUCACAUCUGAUGGAAUCAAGGCAGUAUUCGAUGGCUGGGUUGAACAAAAGUCAAACCUCGGCUUGAUUGAUCUCAAUUUAACAAGGUGUACCAAACUGAACGACGAAGCAAUUGAAAGUGUCCUGCGACAUUCUCGUAAAACAUUAUCAGCGUUUAGCAUCAAUAGCUUGGACGAGGUUUCAAGUAGAGCUCUGGAGGCCAUCGCAGGUGAAGGUGAUGGCGCAUCUCCGUGCUUGGCCCUUCGGUUCUUUGAUUGUGGAUUUGUGCGUGCCUUGGACGAUAUUGUCAUGGACAAGCUGGUCAAGAGCUGCAAUGCUUUGGAGCACCUUAAGGUAUGGGGUUGCCAUAAGCUGACUGAAUGUGUUCCAAUCAGACCAGGUCUACGAGUCGAAGGUCGUGAAAGUGACACUAGCUAAACAUCAACAUAAGUAAUCAUUGCUGUCUGGUUCUUUAUUUCUUAAUAAAACUGCAAUUCCAACUGAUAUUCCCAAAAAUUUUCA